This is a messenger RNA of Anopheles funestus (African malaria mosquito), 2835 nucleotides long. RefSeq names its product fibrous sheath CABYR-binding protein. NCBI's taxonomy places the organism in Eukaryota, Metazoa, Arthropoda, Insecta, Diptera, Culicidae. The record is from RefSeq and is a predicted model, not a curated record. Gene Ontology annotation, molecular function: chitin binding. The transcript is spliced from 3 exons. Gene Ontology annotation, cellular component: extracellular region. The coding region runs from base 853 to 2502 and encodes 549 amino acids.
CUUGCUUCACCUUCGUGACGCGGGUGGCGUCGUAUGUGUUUCGGUGUGUGUGCCUUUUUUCGUUUUCUUACACCGAUGGUUUAGUUUUCUUACAACACAAGCAUAUUUAGGUGAGGUGAAAACUGAACUUCGGACGGAACGACGAUGUCAGAAUACCGACGACAAAUGAUGACGGUGACCACCACGACUACGAUGGUUCACGGCUGUGCUAGGCGGCCAGACUUGCGAUUUGCUGGUAGUUGUAAGUCCCACGUCCUCACGGUCAGUGAUGCCACUGUCGUCGAACGUGGUUGUCUUGGGCGGGGGAAGUUCGAAUUUGACGCGUCCGAACCAGCGACCGCAAGCCGCGGCUUCGAUUAGUAACAGCUUUUCACUAUAAAUUGGUGGUGUUUGACAAAUUUUCCGCACAUACUACACCUGACCGGGCAUCGGGCUGGAGGCCUCUUCCUGUACACCGUGUGAGAGAGCGCAUUGGACGGACGCGUUUCGCUAGGACGUGCAUCGUGAUAGAAUGCAGUCACGUUGGCCUUAGUCAAGGGUGGGAAACAAUUUUUCGAUAGCAAGCUAAAGCAAAGAACUUUUUUCCGGCAAAAAAGUGUUUGUAGACAUGUGGGUUUUUGGAGCCGUGCAAGUGAUCACAUAGGACGUCGCUCCAUAUCUGAACAGUGUGUCUUGCAGAGACCGGGAAGAAAGUGUCCAGUAGUGCUGUGAUUUGCAACUCAUUUAUUGUAUCCCAAGGAUAAGUUACAUCCAAAGUGAGCACAAGUUGCGGACGGAAGUGACAAUAUAGGUAGAAACAACCCACCGAAACACAAAAAUCCGAUCCUCAUCUACGGCCGUCUGCUUACCAGGAUGGUGCGAACAGUUCCGUUAGCAGCAGUACUGCUCAUUCUGGCAACGCUUGCCAAUGCCAGAAUAUUGCCGAGCCGGAGCAAACAAGUGAAAGUGUACAGCUACGUGCUGCCGGCCGGGGCCGAAGAGAUACGUGACGAUAUUAAUCACUCGUUUGCGUGCGCCAAUCGUACCGAUGGGUUCUACGUCGAUAUCGACAAUGAUUGUCAGAUUUUCCAUCGCUGCCAAGAUAAUGCCCGGUUCAGCUUCAUUUGUGCCGAACGCACUGUUUUCAGUCAAAUGUAUCAAACCUGCGUCCAUGACGGACAGCUCGGCUAUCCGUGUGAAGAGUCCACACAGUAUUACCCUGACGGCGAAGACUACGAACCAUCCGCUCCCGGUUCAGAACCAGCCGAAGAAGCGCCACAAGUGGAAGAAAUGCACCGAAAGCAACCGGUAGCUCACGUGCAAGAGCUUGAAGCUCCACAGCUUCCUUCCAAAGGAGUUGAGGCUAAUGAGCCUAGUGAAGAAACUGUGCAAGACAACGCACAGCAACCAUCUGAGCAAGCAGAAUUCGCCCAGAUAAUGAAUGAUGAAUCGGAACAGCAACAGGAACAGGAGGAACACCAUCAGAUGAAUGCCGAUCUGUUCGAUCCAAUUGAAGAGGAGGGUGAAAUGCAGUCCGAAAAUUCAGCUCAGGAAAUAAUGGAUGAAAGUGAACCUUCAACAUUGACUGUUUCUUCGGAAGCAACUAGCGCUGAUCCUUCGAGUCAGGAAGAACAAUCUAAUGAGGUUGAAGUUAUGGAUGACGCAAUUCCGCAGCAGCAGCAACACCAGGAACACCAGGAACAUGAACCAAUUGCAUCAUCAGAACCUUCAUCAAUAGUAGAAACCUUCGACACAACAUCUCAAGAUGAAGUUACUGCAGAAGAACAACAGCCCGAGAAUAUUGAGAUGGACACGCAAGGAACUCCGAGUGAACCCACAGUAUCUGCAACUCCAGAAAUGGAUAACGAAACACAAUACGAAGCUGACUCAUUACUGAAUGCCGUGCAGAUGGUAGAAGAGCUAGAACCGAUCGUACACGAUCUUGCAGUAGAGACGGACGAGCUUAAACCGCUCGUCGCCGAGAUAGUGCAAGACCCAACACCGCCACUGUUUGUACCAGCUAACCAACAAGACAACGAGGUCUUACCUGAAUCACACACUAGCACAGCCGAUUUGGAAGUGCCACUAAUAGCAUCGGAUGCGUCAUCACCAGUCAACGAUAGUGAACAAAGCUCAACCACGUUGGAAAGCGAUCAACAGGUAAAUGAACUGCCGCCACAGACGGAAUUGAGUUCCGCCGUCAACAGCGAUGAUUCAUCGGAAACACUCGACACCAUCAGUGUGGAAGCGGACGAAACGGUUCAGCCGGCUUCCGAACCGGAAACGGUUGACGUGAAGUUGGCGGAAGAUGAAGCGAACAGCCCCACUAAAGAACAAGAACGACCCCUGGCAAGCCCUGCCAUCGUUGAGGAGAUGGCACCACUGCGACCGAGCGAUAGUGCCGAACUGCCAGAGCUGAUCGUAUCGACCGAGUUCCAUCUGGACGGUGUCACCCAGGGACCUCCGAUUCGGCGAAGAAAAACGUUCCUCUUCCGAGCCGAUGCCAUCCGGUCGCGACAGUGAAGGUUUGGUGUAGGUCUUUUGCCAAGCGCAAUAAUUAGCAGAUUAAGUAGGUCCACCGGUAGAACCAGCGCGAUGAACCGGAUGUCCUGCCGUGACCGUGUAGCAUAAGUUAAUUUAUUUGCAAUUUCAUACGAAACGAAACCCAACACACCUUGUACGUGCUUUAUCAUGCAGGGAGCUACUGUCGAAGUCAAGUUCAUUGUAACGACUUAAAAAUAAACUUUUUAAAAACAUACUUUUAGUAAAUUAUUUUGAAGAAAGAAUUUGCAACGAGGUGAAAGUGAAAUGAUACUUUUCAAUGAACACAAGAAUAUAUUUUAUCUUUUCGUUGAU